Globicephala melas (long-finned pilot whale) is the source of this 1129-nucleotide messenger RNA. It is a transcript of the gene CRABP2, whose product is annotated as cellular retinoic acid binding protein 2. Gene Ontology annotation, biological process: fatty acid transport. Gene Ontology annotation, molecular function: fatty acid binding; retinoic acid binding. Gene Ontology annotation, cellular component: cytosol; nucleus. Lineage: Eukaryota; Metazoa; Chordata; Mammalia; Artiodactyla; Delphinidae. The record is from RefSeq and is a predicted model, not a curated record.
CCCCAGCCGGUCUCGAGUUCGGAGCGGUCACACUGGAUCCAACUCAAGCUUCAGUGGAGCCGGAGCUCGGCCGCGCAUUCUCUUCCCCAGCUCUGGCUUGCCAGCAGGGGUUCACCCGCCGGUGGUGUCGCCGGGUGUCCGGCGCCAAGGAGUCGAGCGCACCGUGUCAGGGUUAUCCUCGGACGAGUCCUGGAUCCUGAGUCUUACCAUCCGGCGAAGGCGGCGGAGACAUCUCUUUCGACUAAAGGACUCAGCGUCCAGUGCUCCAGCCGAAGGAUCUAAGGGGACUGCCACUAGCACCGCCACCAUGCCCAACUUCUCUGGCAACUGGAAGAUCAUCCGAUCGGAGAACUUUGAGGAUCUGCUCAAAGUUCUGGGGGUGAACGUGAUGCUGAGGAAGAUCGCCGUGGCUGCAGCAUCCAAGCCAGCAGUGGAGAUCAAACAGGAGGGAGACACUUUCUACAUCAAAACCUCUACCACCGUGCGUACCACAGAGAUCAACUUCAAUAUUGGAGAAGAGUUUGAGGAGCAGACUGUGGACGGGAGACCCUGUAAGAGCCUGGUAAAAUGGGAGAGUGAGAACAAAAUGGUCUGCGAGCAGAGGCUUUUGAAGGGAGAGGGUCCCAAGACCUCCUGGACCAGAGAACUGACCAAUGACGGAGAGCUGAUCCUGACCAUGACGGCGGACGACAUCGUGUGCACCAGGGUCUACGUCCGAGAGUGAGUGGCUGUGGCCCAAGAGCCGCCAGAGCCUGCCACCAGCCCAUGCUCCCUGCUUCACUGCCCCAUGGGCUGCCCCUCCCCCAUUCCUUCCUUCUAGGCUAGCUCUCCCCUCACCCCAGUCACUUCUGGGGGUGCUAGGAUGCCUCCUGCAGGGGCUCUGCUUUUCUUGGCCCCUCCUCUCCUCCCAUACACCAACAAAGUGGGAUGGAUGGCAGGACCCCAGAUCACCCGUUCCAGAAUCACUCCCCCCAUCCCAAGUCAGCAGUCCCAGCCCCAAGCCAGCCCAGAGCACCGUCUCUCUCUUUUUCUGCAAGGGGACCUGAGGGCCCGACUGGGAAGACCGGCCCUCUGUCUUCCACUCUUUGUCCCUGUAGCCCAUACAGUGUAGAAUAUUUAUUGGUUAAUU